UGUAACUUGGCGACAUGGGCGCUGGCGAACAUUUCGGCGCCGUCGAUUAUGGCAUGCUGGCAGUCACGGUCCUGGCUUCUGUGGCCAUCGGAGUUUAUCACGGCAUCAAAGGCAACAAAACAGCUAUUGAUUUCUCCAUGGGGAGCCGCUCCAUGACGCCAUUCCCAGUUUCCCUGUCUCUACUUGCAACGUUCCUCUCAGCUAAUGCAAUUCUCGGUUACUCAGGAGAAGUGUACGCCCAUGGCAGCGUGCUCGCUUGGUCGAUACUUGGCACGGCUUUGGCCAUCGUCUUCGCUGGAGAGGUCGUUUUGCCGGUCCUGCAUCCACUGAAACUCGUCAGCCCGAAUCAGUAUCUGGAGGUGCGGUUUGGCUCGGCAUGGCUACGGCGGUUGUCUAUGACCAUGUCUGUGGUGAGCAUCACGAUGUUCAUGGGCCUCGCUCUGUACGCCCCCACGCUGGCCCUAGCCGCUGUCACUCCCCUCACGUCCACCACCUUCAUCUGGAUAAUGGGGGUUGUGGUAACCAUCUACUCCUCGUUCGGCGGCCUAAAGGCUGUAGUGUGGGCGGACGCGUUCCAGAUGGUGCUGAUGACUGCAGGGGUGUUGCUGGUGACGGUCAUGUCUUGCGUAGAGGUGGGCGGUGUCCAAAAAGUCUGGCAGGUCGCCUACCAAGGAGGAAGAACUGAAGGACUCGACAUGAGCGCGGACCCGAGGGUUCGCCACACAGUCUGGAACGUAAUCCUGAUGACGCUGGUGUACUGGGGCAGUCACUACAGUGUCGCGCAAGCCACCUACCAGCGCGUCAGCUCAGUAGCCACACUGUCACAGGCCAAAAGAGUGUUGUACUAUAAUGUGGUUGGCAUGACUCUUUUCAUGCUUCUGGUGUUCUUCAUGGGCCUCGGCGUCUACGCGGUCUAUGCAGAUUGCGACCCUUUUGCUCGGGGCUUCAUCUUCAGCAAGGAUCAAAUUUCAGUUUAUUUCGUGAACGACAAAUUGAAGAACCUUUCUGGUGUUCCGGGCGUCUUUGUGGCUGCUCUUCUCAGCGCUGCUCUGAGCUCACUGUCAUCGGGAAUACAUACCAUGGCGACUUUGCUGUGGGGUGACGUAUUUUCGCUCACUGCGUGCUUCAGGGAUUGCUCUGACUUUGUGGCGGCCACUGCAAACAAAGUUCUUACGGUGUUAUUGGGAGCCACUAUCAUCGGCUUGGCUUUUAUGGCCUCGGAGCUGGGUGGGCUGAUCCAGGCUGGUUACACGGUGGUGGGAGUGAUGGCUGGUCCCAUCCUGGGCGUCUACUUGCUUGGCUUGGUGGUGCCGUUUUGCAACAAGCGGGGUGCCUUUGCUGGUCUCUUGUCCAGCUACAUUCUGUGCGUCUGGAUCGCAGUGGGAGGCUUCCUGACUAACACUACCAAGCCAGAGAUGUUGCCAUUCUCCACAGCGGGCUGUCCCGCUAACUCGACCGUCAUCACCUUCAUAUCCCUCGCUGAUGCCAGCAAAACUGCCAUAAAUAUGCCAGGGUCCGCGUUUUCGAUUCUAUAUUCGAUAUCCUACACCUUCUAUCCCUUCAUCGGCCUGGCGACAUGCCUGAUCGUGGGUAUUCUCGUCUCUAUCAUUACAAGUUACCAAGACCCCCGUACGGUCCCUAGCGAGCUCGUACUCUUCUGCGUGCGACGUUUCACGAAGAAAGAAAGCGAUGUCGACAACGGUGUUUCUUGCAUACGAAUUGAGUCCCUAAAAAAUAAUAUAAAUUAUAGCAAAGAAGAUGGCAUGGCCACAACAAGAAAUAAUAAAAAAUUAGUUAUUAUUUCUGAUCGACUUUGAAAAUAGGUAUGCCUACAUUUUUUCAUAAUUCGCUAAAUUGCCUUGGCACUUUUUCAAUGCACUGCCAGUUUAUAAUGUCCCAAUAAGGAUUAAAUGUACUUCAAAGCAUUUUUAUAGUACAUCAUUUUCUCAACAUUGCACACAUUAUAUAUAUUGUACAUCAUUUUCUCAACGCACUGCCAGUUUUUAGAGUCCCAGUAAGAAGGAUUCGACGUAAUUCAGAGCAUUUUUAUAGAAGUACCAUAAUCUUAGACUCGAUUUCACGGAUGAAUCUUGUUCAUAUUGUACUGCUGAUUACUUAAGUGUUUAAAUUAUGUAUGAACCCAGAUUUGUAAUCUUAUUUAUUUCUUUUG
Molecule: messenger RNA, 2170 nt
Organism: Hyalella azteca
Lineage: Eukaryota; Metazoa; Arthropoda; Malacostraca; Amphipoda; Hyalellidae
Product: sodium-coupled monocarboxylate transporter 2-like
Exons: 12
Coding region: 15-1817 (600 amino acids)
Biological process (GO): sodium ion transport; transmembrane transport
Cellular component (GO): membrane
Molecular function (GO): symporter activity
Source: RefSeq, a predicted model, not a curated record